Molecule: messenger RNA, 1383 nt
Organism: Capronia coronata CBS 617.96
Lineage: Eukaryota; Fungi; Ascomycota; Eurotiomycetes; Chaetothyriales; Herpotrichiellaceae
Product: adenylosuccinate synthetase
Exons: 1
Coding region: 1-1383 (460 amino acids)
Biological process (GO): IMP metabolic process; 'de novo' AMP biosynthetic process
Cellular component (GO): cytoplasm
Molecular function (GO): adenylosuccinate synthase activity; GTP binding
Source: RefSeq, a predicted model, not a curated record
AUGCCUGUCACGCUCGUGCUGGGCUCGCAAUGGGGCGACGAAGGCAAAGGCAAGCUUGUCGACAUCCUCGCCACGUCGGCCGACCUGGUGUGCCGUGCCGCGGGCGGGAACAAUGCCGGACACACGAUCGUGGUGAACGACGUGACCUACGACUUCCACAUCCUCCCAUCCGGCCUGAUCAACCCGUCGUGCAAGAUCAACUUGAUUGGCACGGGCUGCGUGGUACAUAUCCCCAGCUUUUUCAAGGAACUGAAGGCACUAGAAGAGAAAGGACUACAAGGUGUGCGGGAACGCAUCCUGAUCAGUGACCGCGCCCAUGUCUGCUUCGACCUGCACGGCGUGGUGGACGGGGUGGCCGAAGAGAAGUCCAAAUCCGUCGAGGGCGGCAAAGGCAUGAUCGGCACCACCCGCAAGGGCAUUGGCCCAUGCUACAGCGACAAGGUCGCCCGUCGUGGUGUCACUUUCUGGAUGCUGGUCAACGAACAGCAGCGCUGGGUCAAGCGGCUGCGUGACCUGGAGGCCAACUACCGUCGACUUUACGGCGAUGCCGCGCUGCAGGGCUAUAGCGUCGAGGCCGAGAUCGAGAAGCUCAGUGCCCUCCGAGCCGAGUUGCAGCAGUAUGUCGUCGACCAGACGCCUCUGCUCGCCCAGGCGGUGGGCACCAAGGCUGCGGUGGUCAAGGCGAACGGCACUGGAGUCGGCGAGGCCGCUCCCCAGCCGAACAUCCUCAUCGAAGGCGCCAAUGCCCUUCUCCUCGACAUCGACCAUGGCACAUAUCCGUACGUGACGUCGAGCAAUACUGGCCUCGGCGGCGUCUUCACCGGCCUGGCUGGCUUGUCUCCGCAAUCCCUGUCCGCGCCGGGAAGCAACAUCGUCGGUGUCGUCAAGGCAUAUACCACCCGCGUUGGCUCCGGUCCCUUCCCUACUGAACUGGACGCCGCCAUCUCCCCGGUCGACGCGGACUAUGGUGAGCGUCUGCAGCGUAUUGGCCGUGAGUUCGGCGUGACGACUGGUCGCAAGCGUCGCUGUGGCUGGUUCGACUUGGUCUUGGUCAAGUAUUCGGCCGCCGUCAACUGCUACACGCAAAUAAAUCUGACCAAGCUCGAUGUCCUGGACGAUUUCGAUGUCAUUCGCGUUGCUACGGCUUACAAAGUGGAUGGCCAGGUUCUUGAUAGCUUCCCGGCCGACCUCGAUGCUCUGGAGAGACUGGAGAUUGAGUACAAGACCUUUAAGGGCUGGCAGACCAAGACUACUGGCUGCAAGACCUUUGAGGAGCUGCCGGUCGAAGCACGAGACUAUGUCGCGUAUAUCGAAGCCGAGGUUGGCAUCCCGGUCAAGUGGAUUGGUACAGGGCCUAGGCGAGAAGACAUGAUCGUUAGAUGA